Messenger RNA from Humulus lupulus (European hop), 1550 nucleotides. Its product is annotated as 2-alkenal reductase (NADP(+)-dependent)-like. Gene Ontology annotation, molecular function: 2-alkenal reductase [NAD(P)H] activity. The record is from RefSeq and is a predicted model, not a curated record. Lineage: Eukaryota; Viridiplantae; Streptophyta; Magnoliopsida; Rosales; Cannabaceae. The transcript has 5 exons. Bases 286 to 1314 code for a protein of 342 amino acids.
UCUGUCGCCAGCUCUCCAACGACGCCGGAUCGCGGGCGGACCAAAGGGAGUCCCUAAGAACCAUGCAUGCUCAUGCUCUCUAUCUAACUUCUUUCCAUUCAUCAAUAACAGCUCCUGCCGACGCGUGUUCUCAUGACACUUCCAAAUCUAUAUACGUCAUUCAUUGCGCCAUUACGUGUGCACAUUAAGUUUCCGCCCAUAGCAGCAUAUUGCAUAUAUAUAAAUUGAGCUUCUCCUUUGCCAUCCUAAUCCAAGCAAAACCCAGAAAAGAUAAGAAGAAAUUACAUGGCGGAAGUGAGGAACAAGCAGGUGUUACUGCGAGAGUAUGUGUCUCGUUACCCAAAAGAAUCCGAUAUGUAUGUAACCACUUCUACUCUGAAAUUCAAGCUUCCGGAAGGCACCAAUGGAGUUCUGGUUAAGAACCUCUAUUUGUCCUGUGACCCUUACAUGCGAAACCGUAUGAAGAAGCACCCCACUUAUUAUGCGGAUUCUUUAAAGCUCCAUUCAUCAAUAAGUGGGUAUGGAGUGGCUGAAGUAUUAGAAUCUGGGGAUUCAAACUUCAAAGAGGGUGAUUUGGUUUGGGGCAUAACUGGGUGGGAGCAAUAUAGCAUUAUAAAUGAAACACAGUCCCUUUUCAAAAUUCCCCACACUGAUGUUCCCCUUUCUUACUAUGCUGGUAUUCUUGGUAUGCCUGGUAUGACUGCUUAUGCUGGUUUCUAUGAGCUUUGGUCUCCUAAGAAAGGAGAAUACGCCUUUGUUUCAGCUGCAUCUGGUGCAGUGGGUCAGCUUGUUGGGCAGUUUGCAAAGCUACUGGGUUGCUAUGUGGUGGGUAGUGCUGGAAGCAAAGAAAACGUUGAUUUGUUGAAGAACAAGUUCGGGUUUGAUGAGGCUUUCAACCAUAAAGAAGAGGCUGGUUUGGAUGCAGCUUUAAAAAGGUACUUUCCGGAAGGAAUAGAUAUUUACUUUGAGAAUGUUGGGGGAAAGAUGCUUGAUGCAGUGCUAUUGAAUUUGAGAGUCCAUGCUCGAAUUGCUGUGUGUGGAAUGAUCUCACAGUACAACCUCGAUCAUCCUGAAGGUGUUCAUAAUUUAAUGAACCUCAUUACCAAACAAGCCCGCUUAGAAGGAUUUGUAGUGACUAACUACUAUCAUCUCUACCCCAAGUUUCUUGAAUUUAUUCUGCCUUUCAUCAAACAAGGUAAUGUCAUCAAUGUCGAAGAUGCUGCUCAAGGCUUGGACAAUGCCCCUGCAGCUCUUGUUGGCCUCUUCACUGGCAGCAACGUCGGAAAGCAAAUAGUUGCCGUCUCACAUAAAUGAUUCGUGGCCUAGUCGGGAUGCUUUUCUACUAGCUAAAUAAAUUUCAGGGGCCCCCUUCUUCUCCUGCAUUAGCAUCAAUUUGCAUGCAUUGGUGUUAAAGUCUUAGUUGUGUUAUUAUUAUGUGUUGUUUGUUUGUUUGGUUCAUGUCUUGUAGCAUUGGAUAUAGUUUUCAUUUCUAUCUUUCACUACUAUUUAUGACAGCAUCCUGAAGCUUUAUCUUGAGGCAAGAGGACCAA